CACUCUUUUUGUUGGUGACGAUCGAGAGUAAGAAGCAGCACAUCUCUGCUUCUCCGUGGCUUUGCAUCACUGUUACCAGUCCGUUCUAGGGUGCUGACCGAGGGGCCACCACGUGAAUUCCUUCUUGCCUCUUGGUUUUACCCUCCCCCCUCUCCACUUUUCUCACUCUUCUGUUGUCUUUCGUAUUCUUCCCCAUCCCAUACAUCCAUAUCUCCCUUUCCUCUUCCGACGUCGGUGCAUGGAUUCGACUGCACCGGAGGGCGAUCCCGUCUCGCCGGAAGGCGAUGCCCCAUCCCCUUCUUCCGGCGCCGCAGCCGCAGCAGCGGUCCCAGGCGGAACGGCGGACGCGAGGGCCCAGGCGUCGCCAGCGCCGCUUAGCCGGUAUGAGGCGCAGAAGCGCCGGGACUGGAACACGUUCCUGCAGUACCUCCGGAACCAAAGGCCGCCGCUGGCGCUGGCUGGGUGCGGCGGCGCCCAGGUGAUCGAGUUCCUGCGGUACCUCGACCAGUUCGGGAAGACGAAGGUGCACGCUCCCGGGUGCGCUUUCUUCGGGCGGCCGACCCCGCCGGCGCCAUGCCCGUGCCCACUGAGGCAGGCCUGGGGCUCCCUGGACGCCCUCAUCGGGCGCCUCCGAGCGGCCUACGAGGAGAGCGGGGGAAAGCCUGAGGCCAAUCCCUUCGCGGCUCGCGCCGUCCGCUUCUAUCUCCGCGAGAUCCGGGAGAGCCAAGCCAAGGCCCGCGGCGUCCGGUACGAGAAGAAGAAGCGAAAGCGAGCGCCAACUUCAGCCGUCCGGGACGCAGGCGACGCUUCUUCGUCUGCUGCCACUGCCGCCGGCGCCACGAGUGGUGGCUCAGGGUCGGACGCCGGGGAGGGAUCCUUUACUGCUCAGCCGGGUGGGUCAUCUAUCUCUUGAUCGAGUUGUUGUCCUCUUUCUUUGCCGUUUUUGAAUGCAGAUGUUGAUGAUGAUCAUGGUGAGUAAGUUAGGAAGAACCACAAGAGUUAAGUUGCGGUUGAAUUCGGGCGAUCUUCUUUCAUACAACUUUGUUUUGACUCUGAGCUCAGCAAUCAAUCAAAGAUUUCAUGAAAGAAAAACAGAUAUUGCGGUGUCCUCUCUCUUCUACCUUUUUAUUUUUGUGUUGACGGAGUGCUUCUUUGAAUUAUUAUUAUUAUUACUAUUUUUAAUUUUUUUUGUUUUGCUUUUUUAAUUAAUUGUGCAACGCUUAGAUGUUUGCUUUAGAGUUUAAUUCGUUUGCAUAUACAUUUUAGUAGUGGCGUGAUUGAUACUCUUUCAGCACAGGCCCUCCAACUGCUUCCAUCUUUUUGAUGGCUAUGCGCUGUCUUGAAAUCCGAAUGCUUCAUCUGUUGCAUAUAUAAACUCCGAUCACUUCAAUCCUUGUUAUAUGUAUGCUCCCUCCGGCAAACUUCCAUCUCUUCUAUGCUACCCUAAGGGUGCUUCAAAAACCUGAUGAUGAUGAUGUCGUUAGAUCUGUCGCCUCAUUCAGAACUUUCUUGUGAUCCGGUGAUCAGUUUGCUUGGCUCCUUUGUGGAUGAUUUGGCUGCAACUCCAUCUGGUUUUUUCUUCUUGCUCGUCGUUGUACGAUUUAGUAAUUUUCAUGGAAUACUUGUUUCAUUUAUUAUGCCUUUCUAUUGAUGAGUUUGCUUCCUGCGUUAUGGAGCAGACAACUCCACUGUAGGUUUGAUCUCA
Molecule: messenger RNA, 1705 nt
Organism: Musa acuminata AAA Group (dessert banana)
Lineage: Eukaryota; Viridiplantae; Streptophyta; Magnoliopsida; Zingiberales; Musaceae
Product: protein G1-like7
Exons: 1
Coding region: 239-913 (224 amino acids)
Biological process (GO): mRNA transcription; response to light stimulus
Cellular component (GO): nucleus
Source: RefSeq, a predicted model, not a curated record